AUGGCCCUCUUCCAGCGCCCUCCCGAUGAAAAGGGAUCGGUCUGGUUCUCUGUCCUGAUCGGCGUCUUCGUGGCCUUCACUGGUCUUCUUUUUGGCUAUGACACCGGCACCAUCAACGGCGUCAUUGCCAUGAAAUACUGGCAGCAAAAUUUCUCCACUGGCUAUACAGAUGUCAAGGGGGAAUUGACCAUUAGCCCCUCGCAACAAUCCCUUAUUGUCUCUAUCCUUUCGGCUGGUACCUUUGUCGGUGCUUUGGCUUCUCCCUUGCUGGCGGAUAAGAUAGGUCGGCGAUGGAGUCUCAUCAUAUCCUCUUGGGUCUUCAACUUGGGCGUCUUGAUGCAAGUGAUUUCUGUCGCCAUCCCUCUCUUUGUGGCUGGCAGAUUCUUUGCCGGGCUUGGAGUUGGCUUGCUUUCGGCUCUUGUCCCGCUCUAUCAAUCCGAGACCGCUCCCAAAUGGAUCCGUGGAUUGAUCGUGGGCGCAUAUCAACUUGCAAUCACCAUCGGCAUCCUCCUCGCCGCCAUCGUCAACAACGGUACUCAUAAGAGGGACGACACCGGUUCCUACAGAAUCCCCAUUGCUCUCCAGUGGCUCUUCUCGGUCAUUCUCAUCAUUGGAAUGCACUUCCUUCCUGAGACUCCCAGGUACUGCAUCAAGCGUGGGGAUAUGACCGGUGCCACCCGAUCUUUGGCUAAAAUUCGCCGGCUGCUGCCCAAUAAUUCCGCCAUCAUUGAGGAGAUAGAAGAAAUUCGUGCGAACUACCUAUACGAAAUGUCACUCGGCAACAGCAGCUACCUAGGCUGCUUCCGAAAGGGUAUGCUGAAGAGGAUGCUCACAGGCAUGGUACUUCAAAUCCUGCAGCAACUUACCGGGGUCAACUUUAUUUUCUACUACGGUACUCAAUUCUUCGAGAACUCCGGCAUAAAAAAUCCUUUCAUAAUCAGUGUGACCCUAGCCACAGUAAACUUUCUCUCGACUAUUCCCGCUGUCCUCGUUUUCGACAAGUAUGGUCGCCGCCCGUUGCUCUUGUGGGGUGGUGUAGCCAUGUGCAUAUGCCACUUUAUGGUCGCUACGCUCGGCACAACGACAACGGGCCAGACUGCCUCCGGGGUCAUCACCGUGCUCAACUCUGGUGGUCAAAAAGCUUCAAUCGCUUUUGUGUGCAUGUUCAUCGCCUCCUUCGCAGCAACGUGGGGCCCCUUGGCGUGGGUGGUAACUUCGGAGUUGUACCCGUUGAAGCACCGGUCGCAGAUGUUGAGCAUCAGCACAGCUACAAACUGGUUGUUCAACUGGGCCAUCGCUUACUCGACUCCUUACCUCGUCAACUAUGGUCCAGGGAACGCAAACCUUCAGUCCAAGAUCUUCUUCAUCUGGGGUACAGCCUGCCUGCUCUGCGUCGCCUUCGUCUACUUUUACAUCUUUGAGACGAAGGGUCUGUCUCUAGAGGAGGUCGACGAAAUGUACCAGACGCCAGGUCUCAAGGCCAAAAACAGCAGCAAAUGGCGGCCGAGUAUCCAUUUCCGAGAAACCCCGCUCACGGAGGUCACAUAUAACAAGACUACUGCUGGAAGUCCUGCUGAGCCCGAGACUGCUCCAGUAGCCAAGACCACUGAGAGAACUGAGGGCGAGGCUGUUGCCCGUACCACAGCUCCCAUGGCUGGUUCUCCUCCUCAGACUGAUAGUGUUCCGAAGACUCUACAAACCGCUAUCCUUCAACGUCCUGAUGACGCUGUUGCCCACCAUCACUCUCCUCUUCCCAGGCCAACUUCUCUGUCAAAACUUCCAUCGCCCGCACUUCAUUCCCUCAAGUCUGUUCCGUCCCUCCCCACGUACACCGACGAGGGAACUACAUCUUCCAGAGGGCCGAGAAGCAUCGGUCCAUGAAUGUCAGCAGAUCCAAAAUCACUUCCCGCGCCUUCCCCGAUUUCACGUUCAAGUCAUGAGUGGGCACAGGACGUACCGGAUAGUGUCAAUGCCGUCGUGUCAAGGCACUGAGACGAUUAGCGGGAAUACCUGGAUAUCAAACUUCGCUGGUCAGGGCAGGCUUGAAGCGACAGUCUGUCUGAUCAUUCGUGUCCGGGAAAGCCGUUUCGAGGACUGAAAUGGUGACAGAUGGGGCGAGAAUGUCGAGUCAUUGAUCAAGAACUGGCAAUGGCUUCGACAUAUCAUGUGAGGAGCUGUUGCCGGUUAUGAAAUGUCGCUGUUAUACGUGGAUUUCACGAAAAUUGGCGGAGGUAGAGAGGAGAGUAUGAUAUUGUAUCUCCCGGAAAAAAGAGA
This is a messenger RNA of Neurospora tetraspora, 2274 nucleotides long. RefSeq lists its product as uncharacterized. Gene Ontology annotation, cellular component: membrane. The record is from RefSeq and is a predicted model, not a curated record. Lineage: Eukaryota; Fungi; Ascomycota; Sordariomycetes; Sordariales; Sordariaceae. Gene Ontology annotation, molecular function: carbohydrate:proton symporter activity. Gene Ontology annotation, biological process: transmembrane transport; carbohydrate transport. The coding region runs from base 1 to 1881 and encodes 626 amino acids. The transcript has 4 exons.